AUUACUAAAACUUACGCUAUCAAUGCAAGCCGCCAUGCUGCAUUUUUACAUCUAUAUAUAGAGGUGGCUGCACACACUUUAAUUGCAUCCCCAACUCUAAAUUUCAAUCACACUUUUCUGCUGUUCUAUAGCUAGCUUCAAUGGAGUUUCGUUUCCUUCCUAUCUUCGCUUUAUCGCUAGUCCUUGCACUUGCAGUAAGCCAUGCUGCUCUACCUGCAGAGAUGUACUGGAGGUCUGUGUUCCCAAACACUGCAAUGCCAAAAGCCUUGCGAAAUCUUUUACAGCCGGCUGCUGUAAACAAGAACAUGUUGACUGACAUGGCUAAAAGCAAGGAUAAAAUGGUCGACGCCUUCGGAAAUUAUGGCUAUUCAAAUCCAAGCAAGGAAUUUCCAGAUGGAAACACCCCAACCAACAAUGAUGUCUACUUUUUUGAGAGCGAGCUGCAUCCUGGCAGGAAGAUGAAGUUAAAGGAGCUAGCCAAAAAAGUGAGCAAAGCAACAUUUGUACCUCGUCCAGUUGCAGAGUCAAUCCCCUUUUCCAUCCAAAAGUUUCCAGAAAUCUUGAAAUAUUUUUCACUGGAAGCAAAAUCAGCAGAAGCCAACUUACUCAAACAAACAGUUGAGAAUUGUGAAAGACCAGCAAUUGAUGGAGAAGAAAAAUAUUGUGCUGCAUCUUUGGAGUCCUUCAUCGAUUCGGGUGUUUCCAAGUUUGGAAAAAACAUCCAGCUUCUGUCAAAUGAGCUGGAAAAAGAAACAGGGAACCAAGAGUUUACUAUUGGUCAGGGAGUGAAAAUGAUGGGGGAAUCAGAGAUAGUUUGCCAUAAGAUGAAAUAUGCAUAUGCUGUGUUUUUAUGCCAUUCAAUUGAUGAAACAGCUGUUUAUACGGUUCCAUUAGUUGGGGCCGAUGGAACAAGAGCUAGAGCAUUGGCUGUUUGCCACAAAGAUACAUCAGCUUGGAACCCCAAGCACCUGGCUUUCCACAUUCUUAAAGUUAAGCCAGGAACUGUCCCCAUUUGCCAUUUCCUAGCCAGAGAAACCCUUGUCUGGGUUCCCAACUAAAAUUGCUAGGACAUCUGCAAAAAAAAUCUCUUAUAUUGCUGUAUAAUUAGUGGAGAGUGUUAAUGUUUGAUGUUAAAUAAGUUGAACUCUCGCCUAGUAUUCAGUAUUCUGCAUUUCUAUACCUCAACCACUUUUCGAUUUGGUGGGUAGGCCUCUCAUCAUGUGGUUAAGCCUGGUUCAGCCCAAGCUACUCCUACUUCUCAUCUCCAUCCUCCAAAUUUCCCCAUGACCAAAAACAGAAAAGAGAUGAGACUAUUAAUUCUUGCGAUGCUUUCUUAUUUGCCCAUAUGUUCCUGAAUGUUUUAAUGAAGUUAUUGAUAUUUUGUCUGCUAUUA
This is a messenger RNA of Theobroma cacao (cacao), 1393 nucleotides long. RefSeq names its product BURP domain protein RD22-like. NCBI's taxonomy places the organism in Eukaryota, Viridiplantae, Streptophyta, Magnoliopsida, Malvales, Malvaceae. The record is from RefSeq and is a predicted model, not a curated record.